CCCCCGCCCCCCAGCCUCAACACCUGGCUCCGGAAGUGAGGGGGUGACAUGAGGUGGUGGUUUCCGGUGUCGCUGAGAGCGGUUGCGAGGACCGAGCCGGGCCGGGAUCCUUUCCCCGCGAGCGGAGCUGCGUGUUGGGUGAUCCUCUGCCAGCAAGGCUUCACCAUGGAUCCUGCCACUGUCUCCACCAGCAGCAGCUGCAACUGCACCUUGUUCCCUGCUGUGCUGCUGGUGAUGGCUCUGCUCAUGGCAGCGCACAAGCUGGGUCUGCUCUGCCAGCUCUGGCAUAAGGUGGAGCCCAAGAGCCCUCGGCAUGGUGGUGAGCUCGUGGCAGAGGUGCUGAAGGCCCACAGGGUGCGCUAUCUGUUCACCCUUGUGGGAGGCCACAUCUCUCCCAUCCUGGUGGCCAGUGAGAAGCUGGGCAUCCGUGUAGUGGACACGAGGCACGAAGCCACAGCUGUGUUUGCUGCCGACGCCGUCGCCAGGCUUUCGGGGACAGUUGGAGUUGCCGCGGUGACGGCAGGGCCUGGAGUGACCAACACUAUAACGGCUGUGAAGAAUGCCCAAAUGGCUGAGUCCCCGGUACUGCUGAUAGGAGGGGCAGCCUCCAGACUGCAGAAAGGCCGGGGCGCACUCCAGGACAUCGACCAGAUGUCCCUGUUGAGGCCACUCUGCAAGUUCUGCGCCUCCGUGCAGACCGUGCGGGAAAUCGUCCCGGUCCUGCGCCGCGCCAUUGCCACAGCACAGUCCGACACCCCAGGGCCUGUGUUUGUGGAGUUCCCUGUGGACGUGCUGUACCCUUACCACUUGGUGGAGAAGGAGCUGACCCCCAAGGGGAGCCCAAAGACCUUUAUAGCCAAAGCCAUGAGCUGGUAUCAGCACAACUUCCUCAGGAACCUGUUUGCUGGGGCCUGGGAGACACAGGACCUUUUCCCACUGCCAGUACACGUGCCACAGGCAACGGCAAAGCAGGUACAGCAGUGCGUGGAGCUGGUCAGCCGUGCCAAGAAGCCUAUCAUACUCCUGGGCAGCCAGGUGACCCUGCCACCGACGCCUGUGAAAGAGCUCAGAGCUGCCCUGGAGGACCUGGCCAUCCCCUGCUUCCUCGGGGGGAUGGCUCGUGGGAUGCUGGGAAGGGACAGCCCAUUGCAUAUCCACCAGAACCGCCGGGAAGCACUGAAGGAGGCUGAUGUGGUCAUUCUGGCAGGCAGUGUGUGUGAUUUCCGCCUGUCCUACGGGCGUGUGCUGAGCCGCUACAGCAAAAUCAUUGCUGUCAACCGGAACCGUUCCCAGCUCCUGCUCAACUCUGACAUCUUCUGGAAGCCACAGGUCGCCAUCCAAGGGGACGCCAGCUCCUUCCUGCUGUGUCUGUCACGAGGCCUAAAGGGAUAUUCAUGUCCUCAGGACUGGGCUGCAAGUCUGAAGGACAAUGACCACCAGAAGGAGAAAGCCAACAGGGAGAAGGCAGAGAAGCCCACAGAGCAGCACCUGAACCCCCUGAAGGUCCUGCACCGUAUGGAUGCACUACUGCCUGAGAACAGCCUGUUGGUGUUGGACGGGGGUGACUUCGUGGGCAGCGCUGCCUACAUUGUCCAGCCACCAGGGCCCCUCUGCUGGCUGGACCCAGGUACCAGGCAGCACAGUUUAGAGCCACCUGGGCCUUCGGGACAUUGGGUGUUGGGGGUGGAUUUGCUCUUGGAGCCAAGCUCUGCAGGCCUGACUCAGAGGUCUGGAUCCUCUAUGGGGACGGCUCACUUGGCUACAGCAUCCUGGAGUUUGACACCUUUGUCCGACACAAGACACCCGUCAUCGCGUUGGUGGGGAAUGAUGCCUGCUGGAGCCAGAUUGCUCGGGAGCAGGUGCCCAUGCUGGGCAGCAAUGUGGCCUGUGGCCUGGCCUACCUUGAUUACCACACAGUGGCUGAAGGCCUGGGGGGCCGAGGUUUCCUUCUCACCCGGCAGGAUGAGGGGAACCUGGACAACAUGCUUCGGGCAGCACGGGAGCAGUGCAUUCAGGGUCAUCCCGUCCUCAUCAAUGCCCUCAUUGGCAGAACCAACUUUCGUGAUGGCUCCAUCUCAAUGUAGGGCCAGCAUGGCUGCUGGGGCUUCCCAAUGCCCUGGGAGACAGUACCUUCCAGGCCCAGCCCCGUGCCUUCCACGCCCAGUCCUGACUCUGCUUGCUUAGUGAUCUCCCUCCACCCUGCUCUGGCUCUGCAGCACAUGGCAGCCCCCCACCCUGAGCCAGGGGACCCAGACCAGGACUCUCCAGUGACAGCACCCAUCACCAGGAAAUUGAUGCCAGCACAUGAGCAGUACCCGAGUGCAGACCAGCCCAGUGGGAGCAUGGAUGCAGGGGUAUGGAAUGGCUGGACAAUGGUGAGUGAGGCCCGGGGCUACAGAGCAGGAAGCUGUUCCUGGCACUGCCCUGGCAGUGAUGAAUGUCCCAGCCCCGCACUUCAGCCAUGCCCAGAUCAGAUGGCCAACAUGAGGGCUGCUGAGGAGGAAGUGGUUGUGCUUUGGCAUAUCUCUCUGGCAGCAGUAGGAGCUCUGGGUUGCUGUGGCCACUGCACAUGGAAAAAACAAUGGUAGCCCCACAGGCACAGACAAUGGCAGCUGUCUGCCCAACUGAAGCCCAGCACUGAAUCAGUUGCUUGGAGGAAUAAAGAGAAUGAACCAGA
Molecule: messenger RNA, 2677 nt
Organism: Alligator mississippiensis (American alligator)
Lineage: Eukaryota; Metazoa; Chordata; Crocodylia; Alligatoridae
Gene: ILVBL
Product: ilvB acetolactate synthase like
Exons: 16
Coding region: 49-2184 (711 amino acids)
Biological process (GO): L-valine biosynthetic process
Cellular component (GO): acetolactate synthase complex
Molecular function (GO): flavin adenine dinucleotide binding; thiamine pyrophosphate binding; magnesium ion binding
Source: RefSeq, a predicted model, not a curated record